GUUCUGAAAGACCAAACACACUACUACCAUUAUUCUUCAUCUUCUUCACUGGUCUUGAAUCGAAGAUUCAAAGAUUUGAAAAUGACGAGAAAAACCCCAAAAUCAAGGGGAAGGAAAAAGGCACCACUCGGUGCGAGUAACACAAGACAGUUACAGCUUCAGCUCAGCAAAUUCUCUCUCAAACAAUACAAACCGUUACCAACAACAACUAUAACUUCUUCCGCCCUUUCUCACUUCCAGAACCUUAUCGAUUCAGAGGCAAAUCAAAAUCCUUCCAUUAGGGUUACCAAUGAUGCUACCGAUGCUGAUUCAAAAGAUGGCAUUCUUAGUCAAGAUUUCUUCUGCACUCCAGAUUACAUAACUCCGGAUAAUCAGCGGAUUUUGAACGGUGUCGAUUUCAAUAAGGAUAAUAGCCCUUGCCCUAAAUCCCCGGAGAAAUUGAAUACUACGAAAAGCAAAAGAUGUCGACUGGAUGGUGUCUCAGCAAACCCUCUUAGCCCUACCUUUUCUGGUGACCAUCAACAAGUUGUGGAACUUGGUAAGGACUCUGUUGCAGAGGAAGUAGCUGUUGAUAUAACGGUAGCUGCUGGUAAGCCGAAGGCCCAGAACUAUGUGUCACAUUCUGCAGCUACAUUGCGUUGCAGGGCUAUACCUCCUCCUUGCUUUAGUAACCCCUAUUUAAAGGACCUUUCCCAAAAGGAGACAGAUCCCUAUGCAAACCAAAGAUCCAAAUGUGCAGGUUUCUUCCCUAAAUUUACAGCUUAUGAUGGGCUCUCACGCUAUCGCACUGACUUUCAUGAGAUUGAGCAAAUUGGUCGAGGGUACUUUAGCUGUGUUUUUAAAGUAUUAAAGCGAAUAGAUGGCUGCUUGUAUGCUGUGAAACGCAGUACACAGUUCCAGCUGGAUACAGAAAGGAGAAAAGCUUUGAUGGAGGUUCAAGCUUUGGCAGCAUUGGGUUACCAUGAGAACAUUGUGGGGUAUUAUACUUCAUGGUUUGAAAACGAACAACUGUACAUUCAGAUGGAGAUAUGUGAUCAUAGCUUAUCUGUAAACAAAGGCUCUGAGUUAUUAGCAGAAGGACAAGUGUUAGAAGUUUUAUAUCAAGUUGCUAAUGCACUGCGAUUCAUACACGACAAGGGAAUAGCUCAUCUUGAUCUUAAACCUGAUAAUAUUUAUGUAAAAAAUGGUGUCUAUAAGCUUGGUGAUUUUGGAUGUGCAACUCUUACUGAUAGUAGCCUUCCGAUUGAGGAAGGAGAUGCACGUUAUAUGCCCCAGGAAAUCCUUAAUGAGAAUUAUGACCACCUUGACAAGGUUGAUAUUUUCUCCCUGGGAGUUUCUAUUUAUCAGCUCGUCCGAAAAUCACCUAUGCCAGAAUCAGGAUGUCAUUUUUUGAAUCUUAAAGAAGGCAAGUUGCCACUCCUGCCUGGUCAUUCAUUGCAAUUUCAAAACUUGCUCAAGGCCAUGAUCGAUCCUGAUCCGGUUAAGAGGCCUUCUGCCAGAGAGUUGGUAGAGAACCCAAUUUUCGACAGGGCCUUAAGAACAGCGAAAAAUUGAUCCACCACGCUUGUUUUUCACUUUUCCUGCUGGACCAUCAUCUGUCUAUCUAUGUAGAUCAGUGUCGAUUGUGUCAUGGCCAAUUUUGUGAAUGUCUUUUGGUUAUAUUAUAUGCACCUGAUAAUUCUUGCGCAUGGUGCAAGUUCUGUAUUUGCAAUGGUCCAGUCUGUCUGUUGUACAAUGUAAUGGACUUAAAAUAUAUUAAUGGUAGUUAACAAAUGAGAACUCUGAUUUCCAGAAA
Molecule: messenger RNA, 1795 nt
Organism: Medicago truncatula (barrel medic)
Lineage: Eukaryota; Viridiplantae; Streptophyta; Magnoliopsida; Fabales; Fabaceae
Product: wee1-like protein kinase
Exons: 10
Coding region: 82-1554 (490 amino acids)
Biological process (GO): protein phosphorylation
Cellular component (GO): cytoplasm; nucleus
Molecular function (GO): ATP binding; protein tyrosine kinase activity
Source: RefSeq, a predicted model, not a curated record